CGCUGUUGUGCGCAUGCGCGGCUGACGCUUGGCCGCGUGUUGAGCUGUACUGGGUCUUUUCCGGCGGUGAGGAGCGGAGCACGGCGCGCGGAGACAUGGCGCUCUACAACUUUAAAAAGAUCAUGGUGGUCCCCACCGCCAAGGACUUCAUAGAUGUGACGCUGUCCAAAACACAACGUAAAACCCCCACUGUGAUCCAUAAACACUAUCAGAUCCACCGCAUCCGUCAUUUCUACAUGCGCAAGGUCAAGUUCACCCAGCAGAACUACCACGACCGCCUGACGCAGAUCCUCACUGACUUCCCAAAGCUGGAUGAUAUCCACCCAUUCUAUGCUGAUCUGAUGAAUGUGUUGUACGAUAAGGACCAUUACAAGCUGGCUCUGGGUCAGAUCAACAUUGCCAAGAACCUAAUUGAUAACGUUGCUAAAGACUAUGUGCGCCUGAUGAAGUAUGGCGACUCUUUAUAUCGCUGUAAGCAGCUGAAGAGAGCAGCACUCGGACGCAUGUGUACCAUCUUAAAGAGACAGAAACAGAGUCUGGAGUACCUGGAGCAAGUUCGUCAGCAUCUCUCACGUCUGCCUACCAUUGAUCCAAACACCAGAACACUGUUGCUUUGUGGAUACCCUAAUGUCGGCAAAUCCAGCUUCAUCAACAAGGUAACCCGUGCAGAUGUGGAGGUACAGCCAUAUGCCUUCACUACUAAAUCUCUGUUUGUGGGUCACAUGGACUACAAGUAUCUGCGCUGGCAGGUGGUGGACACCCCAGGUAUCUUGGACCACCCUCUGGAAGAGCGGAACACGAUUGAGAUGCAGGCGAUCACAGCGCUUGCUCACCUGCGGGCUGCUGUGCUGUACGUGAUGGACCCCUCUGAGCAGUGUGGACACACCCUCUCACAGCAGUUCGAACUGUUCAGCAACAUCAGACCCCUGUUCGCUAAUAAGCCCCUGAUUAUAGUUGCCAAUAAGUGUGAUGUGAAGAAGAUAAGUGAGCUGUCAGAAGAGAAUCAGAAACUCUUUACAGAUAUCUUGGCUGAGGGAAUUCCAGUGAUUGAGACCAGCACUCUGACAGAAGAGGGAGUCAUGCAGGUUAAAACAGAGGCAUGUGAUAAGCUGCUGGCUCACCGCGUGGACUCAAAGAUGAAGGGGAAGAAAGUCCAUGAUGUCCUGAACAGACUUCACCUCGCUGUGCCAGCCAAGAGAGAUCAAAAGGAAAGACCUCCAUUUAUUCCAGAGGGGGCGCUGCUUCGCAGGAAGGCAAUGGAGGUUGAUGUUCCCAAACGUAAACUGGAGAAAGACCUGGAGUUGGAACUUGGAGACGAUUACACGCUUGACCUACAGAAAUACUGGGACUUGAUGAAUGCUGAUGAGAAGACUGACAAGAUUCCUGAGAUUUGGGAAGGACACAACAUCGCUGACUACAUUGAUCCUGAGAUAAUGAAGAGACUGUCUGAGCUGGAGAAGGAGGAGGAGCUCCGGGAGCAGGCAGGGGAGUAUGACUCUGAUGAAGAAAGUGAAGACGAGGAGAUGCAGGAAAUCCGUAAGCUGGCCAGUCAGAUUCGAGAGAAGAGGAAGCUGAAAAUCUUGGAGUCGAAAGAAAAAGAUGUGCAUGGGCCGAGGUUACCUCGAACUGCCAGGAAGGUGGAGAGGGCAACCCUGGAGAAGGAAAUGGGAGACCUCGGUUUAGACAUGGGUGAUAAAGAUGAUAGCCACUAUGUUCAGCAGGGGAGGUCACGCUCUCUCGUCAGAAAGAGAAAGAGGGAAGCAUCGGCUCCGCCCACUUCACGCACACGCAGUCAGAGUGCCUCAAGACCACCGCGUGACAAGUCUGGAAUCAGAGAUGCUAAGAUGAUGAAGAAAUCGAAGACGAUGAUGAAGAACUCCCAGAAGGGAAUGAACAGGCAGGGCAAGAAGGGCGAGGCAGACAGACACGUGUUCAACCUGAAACCCAAACAUCUUCUCGCAGGAAAGAGGAAAUCUGGCAGCACCAGCCGCAGAUGAGCACACAGACGGGUGUCUGUCUGUACUGCUGCCUUUACACAUGUACCGUAACGUGUACUUAACUCUGAGACAUUUCUUCAACAGUCAUGAGAGUGUGAUGAGAGGAAAGAAAUAGAAAAUCAUAAAUUCUCUUUCAAUAUUGUUAUAUCCUCAAAAAUCCAGCCCCCAAAAAUUGGUGGAUGUUUGAUGAUAAAAUGUCAGAUUUAUGGUGUGUAUUGAAAAUACAUCAUAUAUGGAUUUCUGUAAUGUUAACUGUGCCAUCUUUUCUGAGUCUAAACCAGUGAACAUGCUAAUGUCUAUUGACUGAUGUCCUGUGAUGAUUGGAUGGCAUUGAAAUAAAUAAAUAACAACCAACAAACCA
This is a messenger RNA of Astyanax mexicanus (Mexican tetra), 2358 nucleotides long. RefSeq names its product GTP binding protein 4 (gene gtpbp4). The coding region runs from base 96 to 1997 and encodes 633 amino acids. Gene Ontology annotation, biological process: ribosomal large subunit biogenesis. The record is from RefSeq and is a predicted model, not a curated record. NCBI's taxonomy places the organism in Eukaryota, Metazoa, Chordata, Actinopteri, Characiformes, Acestrorhamphidae. Gene Ontology annotation, cellular component: nucleolus. The transcript is spliced from 16 exons. Gene Ontology annotation, molecular function: RNA binding; GTP binding; GTPase activity.